Molecule: messenger RNA, 1863 nt
Organism: Dioszegia hungarica
Lineage: Eukaryota; Fungi; Basidiomycota; Tremellomycetes; Tremellales; Bulleribasidiaceae
Exons: 3
Coding region: 1-1863 (620 amino acids)
Source: RefSeq, a predicted model, not a curated record
AUGCUCUCAAGGAGAGAUGCUCCUCUCGCGCCCCUGCUACCGAGAAAGGCACUCUCUCUGCUUGGAGGGAAUGCAUGCAUCAUACAUGGGGAGGCGAGACGCGUCGUCAUUGCGUCAUUUUACCCCAAUCCGGAGCGGGGUCCGGCCGGAGCUCCGGAUAUAGCCAAGGCAAUUGCCGCACGUUCGCUGGGCGGCGAUGGGGGGCGAACGUGCAGAGGUCUCGCUCGGCAAUACGCACUCAAGGGAUCUCAGAAGACACACGGUGAGGGAUCCCUUUGUGUCUCGCUCGGGCACGCCCCGUACGUCGCUUCCCGUCCUGGCUUCCAUGCUUCUUCACGACGGUCUUGCUUCUUAUCUACUAGCUUACUGGCUGAUGCCCCGAACAACUACCCCACCGAUCUCUCCAACGCGGACUCACCUCAAAGAAGACUACCUGACUUUCUCUACUCAUUUUCACGGCUUCAUCGAGGGUUCAGCUUGUUCAAGCGCAUCAUUCGCCACCCUCCUUGCACGAGCACAAUGCCCGUCUCUCAUUGGAGCGACACGACUCCCGGCUGGUCAGCUGGACAGCCCAGCCGCGUAGCGUACCCACAUGAUAUGAGCUACGAUCUGCCCUUCAUCGAUGAGCCUCGACCCUCCAGGAUUGACCCCUGGGUAUCAGAAAACAUUGAUAGGACGCGCGAGGGCUCUUUGCCGUGGAUGAACUUUCACUUCCCACCGACUCGCUCAUACCCCUCGAUUUCACAAGCGGUGCUGACUGACGCGGUCCGUGCGGCUGAUCACCAUGGGCCUGUUGCUUCCGCGCCAGACGGCUCCCGGGUGACUGGUGCGUCGGCUCAGGGGAUGGAACGGCCUGAUCUCACACCUGACUCCGAUACGGACCUUGACUACGAUUCUGAUGACCCGGACUGGAUCGCCUAUAUGGCAGACACCAAGACCGAGCAAGAUCCCAAGCUUGACUACAGUCGCGAUACCACAUCGUGUGGCUCAGAACUUGACCCCGAGGAAGUCUCGCAGUCCUCACCAGACCCCGUGAGCACGCCUUUAUCAGAGUCACCGACCGCGAAUACCUCUGUACCUAGUACUUCCAUUCGUCGUGGCCAGCUACGCAACGCCGACCUCAGGAAAAAAGCCAAGCUCCGGGAGCGUCAAGAAGUACUGAUGGGGCGAGGAGUAUGCCGCACGUCAUCGUCUCGGGCUCGGGACAUGCCCUUGACACUCGUGGACGAGUUGAUAGAUCUCACAGACUCAGCAGGACACAAGGAUUACAAGGGCUAUGCCAUCCACCAGAGCCGUACCCCGGAGGGGAAACGGACAUACUCAUUCCUCGAUCCGAAUGCGGCCCUCAAGGUCGCUAAGAAGAUCGUGCCUUUACUUUCCUUAAUAAGCCUACCUCGCAAAGCCUCAAGGCUUGCUCAGUUGAACGCAAUGAGAGCUGCUGUGUCAAGAUCUUCAACCAGCAGAUCUGACGUCGUGACCCCCACCACUUUGACAGCGGGAUCGGAGCCAAUGCGGACUCGCUUACCCAAUGCAUCGAAGGCCGACCAGCUUGAGCGGAACGGUCGUCGGCUUCGGAACCUUGCACGCGCGUACUUCAUACUCGAAGCUCGAGGAAUUCGACGGAUGCGGCGUGUUCAGUCGCAGCGUGUCCCUCGAGAGUUUCUGGACGCGCUCGUCACUCAAACAGACUCUGCGAAUCCGCAGUCUGCGGUCCCGGAAUAUUUGGGACUGGUCAUUCAUGACACCGCUGCUAGCAAACAUGCAUCGGAGCCGAUUCUGCUGGACUGGAGGGAGACUGUUUGGACUGAAGGAGAUGGAGAGAGCGUCUCGCUGCUGCGUCCGUGGAUGGAAAAAUACAGGUAA